AAAGACAGAAAGACAGCUUUAUCUCUCAGCUUUCACUUGAAAUAAAAAUAGCCGAAACACUGGUGUAAUUUUUGUUUGUAUUUUCGUUUCAGUUUUCUUGUUUAGACCUUUGUUUUUUACCGCAAAUUUGAUUGUUUUUAUUGACAAUAUAGAUCAUCAUUUGGUACAUCACUUUGCGUAAAUGUGAUCAAACCAGUAAACAACCCAAAGAUAUUGUCAAUCUUUAUUUUUUGGUUUUCAACUUGAUGCUUGGUUAAUUAUACGUAAAUCGUCUUGAUCAUCAUUACCUCCAUCUUUACUUUAACCAAAUCACACUGUGAAUAUAAUGAAGCCUAGGUGGAUGAACCUGUGUUGACGUUACCGGACGUGAUGUGGUUUCAACAAAGACAUAAAACGAAAUCGUUGGAUGAUCUAGAUUAAUUUUGUGACAAUAAAAACAGAGUAAAUUUCAAGUUUAUUCCACUCCAUCAUCAAAUAUUUAAGUGUGUUUGAUGGUAUAAAAUUUAAGUGAUAACUAACAUCUUUAAACCUGAUAAGAAACUUUAAAAGAAAGUGAUCAAUUCAAAUUGGAAAUAAUGGAGCCCAUUUUUGACGCAACGCCGACUACUGCAAAACAAAUAAGUGAUUUAUUUGGAAAUGCUGCCAAUAAUGAUCUGUCUAGCAGUACCAAAGGAGAUGAAUCUUCUCGUUCACAAUCCUCUAAAGAGCCAAAUGAACGGGUUUUGGAUCAAUAUGCCCUCAUUAGACCAGAUGAAGAUAUCUACAAAUCGCUAGUUGAUCAUAUUAAAGCCAAAUUGUUCUCUGGGAAUGGAGAAACACUAUACCAGAUCGGUGUUAAUGAAAGAGGUGAUAAUGGAUUAAGUGAGGAUGAGAUGACUGAAUCAAUUGCUACCUUAUCCAGAAUAGUCGCUGAAUUGAACGCUGAUUACGUCCUUUUAAGAUCUAAAACAUUACCGAAUGGUAAACAAAUUGGCGAUUAUUUAAUACGAGAAAGAGCCAAAACUAAUGACUUUCAUGAAGUUAGAGUUGCCGUUGUGGGUAACGUUGAUGCGGGUAAAAGCACCCUUCUUGGUGUUCUAACUCAUGGUGAACUUGACAAUGGUCGUGGGCUAGCGAGACAACGUCUUUUCCGCCAUAAACAUGAAAUGGAAUCCGGUCGGACAUCUUCAGUUGGUAAUGACAUACUUGGUUUUGAUAGUAAAGGAGCCAUUGUUAAUUCAGCUGAUACUCAUGCUGGUCACCUUGAUUGGGUUAAGAUAUGUGAAGCGUCAUCUAAAGUGAUUACAUUCAUUGACUUGGCUGGCCAUGAAAGGUACCUUAAAACAACAAUAUUUGGUAUGACUGGACAUGCCCCUGAUUAUACGAUGCUCAUGGUCGGUGCAAACGCCGGUGUCGUUGGUAUGACCAAGGAACACCUUGGUUUAGCUUUAGCUCUCAAUGUACCCGUUUUUGUUGUCAUUACAAAAGUAGAUAUGUGUCCACCAAAUGUACUUGCAAACACAUUGAAACUUUUACAACGUAUUCUCAAAUCUCCUGGUUGUCGAAAGAUACCUGUAAUGGUUGGCAGUGAAGAUGAUGUUGUCUUAGCUGCUUGUAAUUUUGCCACUGAAAGACUUUGUCCAAUUUUCCAAGUCUCUAACGUUAGUGGACUUAAUCUCGAUCUUCUCAAAAUGUUCAUGAAUCUUUUAAUGCCAAGAAGUCCAAAUUAUGACAAUGAACCUGCUGAAUUUCAAAUCGAUGACACAUACUCUGUUCCUGGAGUCGGUACUGUAGUCUCUGGGCUUUGUAUAAAAGGAGUUAUUCGUGUCAAUGACGUUCUUUAUCUCGGCCCUGAUUCCCUUGGUAAAUUUACUCCUAUCGCUAUUAAGUCUAUUCAUCGUAAAAGAAUGCCGGUUAAAGAAGUCAGAAGUGGACAAACAGCAAGCUUUGCGCUCAAAAAGAUGAAACGUUCAGACACUCGUAAAGGAAUGUUUCUCUUAGCACCUAGUCUAAAUCCUCAAGCCUACUGGGAAUUCGAAGGAGAGAUUCUGGUUCUGCACCAUCCAACCACAAUAAGCCCUCGUUACCAAGCCAUGGUUCACUGUGGCAGUAUUCGUCAAACAGCGACAAUCAUUCGAAUGACUAGAGAAUGUUUAAGGACUGGAGAUAAAGCUGGUGUAUUAUUUCGUUUCAUCAAAAACCCUGAAUAUUUGAGGGAAGGACAAAAGAUGGUCUUCCGUGAAGGUAGAACAAAAGCGAUUGGAAACAUUGUGAGGCUGAUAUCAGAUGCAGCGCCGAAUAAUGUCAAUAAAACUAAAGCUAAAAAAAUGGUUCGACAAAUGAAAACUAGUCCAGAAGAUGGUCCUAGUGAUGAUAAAAGUGGUAAAAAGAAAGGAAGACACAGGAAUUUCUAUCCAGAAAAUGAAUCAACGGGGUCCAACAAUGUUCAAUAGUUGUAUUAUUUAAAUUCAUCCAAGUUGAUGAUGAUAAAUAAUAAUGAUUUAGCAAUUUAUCAGCUUCAAAAAAACAAGAAGACAUAUGAAAAAACAGAACUGAAGCCUAUUUUUCAGCUAUUUAUCAAAAUGGUUAUUUUUUCUAUAAAAAAGUCUAUGAAUUAAGUGAGAUGAGGAUUUACUCAUUCAAAUGAACGUUUGCAGCUAUUUAUCUAAGAACAAAUAAAACAAUAAGAACAAAAAAUGCCUAAAAAUAAAUCUACAAACAGUAAUGAAUUGACAUUGAUUCAGUUAACCUCGAGAUAUUCCAUGUAAUGAUUUACCAUGAUAACUAUUGUGCAUGACUGGUUAAAGUCAUUGUAAUGUUACAAAAAAAUGAGCUCAAUGUUCAAUUCAAAAUUACAUUUUUCAAUGUUGACUUAAUAAUUAUGUUUUUUAAUUUCAAACAGCAAUUCGGAACCAAGCAAUUAGUAGACGUAAUUUGAAAAUUUAAAGGGUUAUCCUUAAUAUUAACCUAUUCUCAUGUAUCUCAACGUACCUCGAAAAUAAACUCACUUUGCUUAUAUUCAUGUUAAAAUGAA
Messenger RNA from Tetranychus urticae (two-spotted spider mite), 3013 nucleotides. RefSeq names its product GTP-binding protein 1. Lineage: Eukaryota; Metazoa; Arthropoda; Arachnida; Trombidiformes; Tetranychidae. Gene Ontology annotation, molecular function: translation elongation factor activity; GTP binding; GTPase activity. The record is from RefSeq and is a predicted model, not a curated record. Gene Ontology annotation, biological process: translational elongation.